Monomorium pharaonis (pharaoh ant) is the source of this 2000-nucleotide messenger RNA. RefSeq names its product cysteine sulfinic acid decarboxylase (gene black). The coding region runs from base 41 to 1687 and encodes 548 amino acids. Gene Ontology annotation, molecular function: pyridoxal phosphate binding; carboxy-lyase activity. Gene Ontology annotation, cellular component: cytoplasm. The transcript has 5 exons. NCBI's taxonomy places the organism in Eukaryota, Metazoa, Arthropoda, Insecta, Hymenoptera, Formicidae. Gene Ontology annotation, biological process: carboxylic acid metabolic process. The record is from RefSeq and is a predicted model, not a curated record.
CUCGUCGCCGCGGGUCCAGACCGACCGAGCCACGACAGCCAUGCCCGCCAACGAGGAUACCACCAGCGGCACCACGUUGACGCGCGGAACGGAACCCGGAAGUGCCGCGGGACUCCGGCACGACGGGAAGACGUCCGGCGAACGUCCGCGGGCGGAACCGCCGUCACCCCCGGCGGGCCGCCAGCUCGUCAACGGCACCGAGGAACGAGGGGGCGGCGAGACACUCCGGGACUUCCGUAGCGUGCCGCGUCGGGACGUUCAUGAGAAGCUUUUCAGGGACUUCUUCGAGCUGGUGCUGCAGCGCGCGGUGUUCCAGCCCACCUCCGGAGAGGAUCGCGUGGUAGAAUGGGUGGAUCCUCACGACCUGCGCUCCAUAGUUGAUCUCUCGUUACCAGCCAAAGGCGUCAGCCACGAGGAGCUGCUGAAAUUGACGCGCGACAUCAUCAGGUACAGCGUGAAGACGGGCCAUCCGCACUUCGUGAAUCAGCUGUUCUCCAGCCUGGACCCGUACGGUCUGCUGGGCCAGUGGCUGACAGACGCGCUCAAUCCGUCCGUCUACACCUAUGAGGUAUCCCCGGUGUUCUCUCUGAUGGAGGAGGACGUGCUGCGGGAAAUGCGCGCCAUCGUCGGCUGGCGCAGAGGCGAGGGCCUCUUCUGCCCCGGCGGCUCUAUGGCGAACGGAUACGCCAUCAAUCUGGCGCGGCACUAUAGAUACCCGCACCUGAAGCAAACCGGGCUGUCGCGGAUGCCGCGGCUGGUGGUAUUCACAUCGGAGGACGCGCACUACUCCGUGAAGAAGCUCGCCGCGUUCCUCGGGAUCGGCUACGACAACGUGUACCUGGUGAAGGUCGACUCCCGCGGCAAGAUGGUGGUCCCCGAUCUCGAGGUCCAGAUCGCCCGCGCCGUCGAGGAGGGCGCCGCGCCGCUCAUGGUGUCCGCCACCGCGGGCACCACCGUGAUCGGCGCGUUCGAUCCCCUGAAAGAGAUCGCGGAAGUCUGCAGGAAGCACGGCCUCUGGUUCCACGUGGACGCCGCGUGGGGCGGCGGUGCACUCGUCUCCGGCGCGCACCGCGGCCUCCUGGACGGCAUCCAGCUCGCCGACUCCGUCACCUGGAAUCCCCACAAGCUGCUCGCCGCGCCGCAGCAGUGCUCCACCCUGCUGCUCCGCCACGAAGGUUUGCUACAAUCGGCGCACGGCUGCGGAGCGAGCUAUCUCUUCCAGAACGACAAGUUCUACGACCCGUCGUUCGACUGCGGCGACCGGCACGUGCAGUGCGGCCGCCGUGCCGACGUCCUCAAGUUCUGGUACAUGUGGAAGGCGAAGGGCACGCGCGGCCUCGAGGCCCACGUCGACCGCGUGUUCGCGCUCUCGCGUCACUUCGCGGAUCUCAUCAGGACCCGCGAGGGUUGGCACCUGCUCGUCGAGCCGGAGUGCACCAACGUUUGCUUCCGCUACGUCCCGCCGUCGAAGAGACACCUGUCCGGCCGGGAACACGAACAGGCGCUCCACAAGAUUGCACCAAUAAUCAAGGAACGUAUGGUGCGAGCCGGAACGAUGCUGAUUACGUACCAGACGUUGAGAAAUAUGCCGAACUUCUUCAGAAUGGUGCUACAGAACUCGGGAUUAAUGGAGGCGGACAUGAAGUUCUUCGUCGAGGAGAUAGAAAGGCUCGCUGCGGAUCUUUAAUUAGUUUGAAUAGCAAUUACUGUAAAUAGCGAUAUAAAGUUUAUGUAUGUAUCAUUAGCAUGAGAAAUAGUUACGCUUGGUAAAUCGACCUGACCGUGAAGAAAAAAAAAUAAGGCGCGAUCGCUAACGUCUUUUCCUUACGUCUCGAUCUUUUUAAUUUAUGCGCAUGAUGCAUUUAAUUUUAAUUAUAUGUUAUAAUUUUUCGCUUUAGUUCAUGUUGAAAUUAAAUAAGCUAUUAUUUUCUUCUUCAAAUCUCAUUCAUAUCCUACGUACGAAUUAAUAGAAGUCAAUUAAAAAAAAAAAUCAAAUCAAA